CAUUCGUAACACGGAACAUAUUUUUUAUUUCCUCUCUCUGCCAUUCGUUUAAUGAAAAACGGUCGGUCGUGGCAAUUCUCGAAUUUCUUGAUAUGAAUUGGCAAUUGUUUUAUUAAAAUAAUAAAAACUGGUCUUAGGAAGUUAUUCGAGGCACCAGUAUUAAUCUAUAAAUAAAAACCAACACAUUAAUAUAUAUUCUUGAAAGGUGCAUAUAUACAAAUUUUUGAAAGUGUUUUGUUAAAAUGUUUCCUUGCAUCCUGAGCUGACCAACAAAACCCUGACUGAGAUUGACUUUGGGAACCAAAGCUGCUAAUUUUGUUGCAGAAUAAGGCAGACAUCAUGAGUAUGGAUGAAAAAUUGAAAUAUUCUCUUUUAAGAAAUGAAUUAGUAGAUACUCAAUCGAUAUGGACAAGACACGAAAAACGUAUUUGGUUUAUAACUCUAAUCACCGGCACAUGUAUGCUGUACUCAACACGAACCACAAUGCCUUUACUUGUGCCCGCCGUGGCAGGAGAAAUGAAAUGGAGCAAAACUGAUUCGGGAACAGUAUUAAGUUCAUUUUUCUGGGGAUACACAUUAACGCAGGUUGUUGGUGGCUAUUUCAGCGAUCGCUUUGGUGGCCAACGAGUUAUUUUGUUUGCAGCAAUCGGUUGGUCACUAAUAACAUUUUUUAUGCCCAACAUAAUAUGGUGGGCACCAAAUGCAAAAGGUUAUGCCAUUCCAUUUAUUGUGACUAUACGUAUUAUUAAUGGAGCAUUUCAGGGUGUUCAUUUUCCCAGUAUGAUAAGUUUAACAAGUCAAAAUCUUUGCUCAAAUGAACGCACAAGUUUUUUUGGUCUACUGACAUCUGGCUCUGCCAUUGGCACCCUACUGACGGGGAUUCUGGGCUCGUUUGUUUUGGAUUACUUUGGUUGGUCCUAUGUAUUUCGUGUCAUUGGCUUUAUGGGCAUUGCAUGGGCUUUAGUGUUACGUUAUUAUGCCAUGGCUGGGGAGCGUAAUCGCAUUAUUAACGUUUCGUUGCCUUCCCGGCUGUGCGUUAAUAAGGCCAAUGUGGACACUGUGCCAUGGUUAAAGUAUUUUAGUAGACUUUCAUUCUGGGCAUGUGUCCUAACACAUGCCUGUGAAAUGAAUUGUUUCUUUGUAUUGCUCUCUUGGUUGCCAACAUAUUUCCAUGAUGGGUUUCCCCACGCCAAGGGAUGGGUGGUGAAUAUGAUUCCCUGGUUGGCAUUACCUCCAAGUACAUUUUUUGCCAAAUAUCUAACUGGAAGACUGUUGGCACGUGAUUGGUCCAUGUCGGCGGUAAGGAAAAUAAUACAAAGCUGUUGUUUUGCUGCACAAAACUUGGCUCUUUUUAUAAUGAGCCGAACUACAGAUUUUCAUACAGCCUUAAUAUGCAUGACAGUAAUCAUUGGUGGCACUGGUUUUCACAAUAAUGCUGUGACUGUAAACCCCCAAGACUUGGCACCUUCUCACUCAGGCAGUGUAUUUGGCCUCAUGAAUACUGUGGGAGCCAUACCCGGCUUUUUGGGCGUAUAUUUGGCUGGUCAUAUUCUCGAAGUAACCCAAAGUUGGCCAAUGGUAUUUAGUGCAGCAGCAGGCAUUAAUCUCGUAGGCUGGAUAAUAUUUGUGGUUUUUGGCUCAGCUGAGGCUAUUGUGUGAUUUAAUUUAGGUUAGCUUUAUUUCUUGAGAAACGUUCCGCUGCAUCACAAUGCG
Messenger RNA from Musca domestica (house fly), 1713 nucleotides. It is a transcript of the gene MFS18, whose product is annotated as voltage-gated purine nucleotide uniporter SLC17A9. Lineage: Eukaryota; Metazoa; Arthropoda; Insecta; Diptera; Muscidae. Gene Ontology annotation, molecular function: transmembrane transporter activity. The coding region runs from base 340 to 1659 and encodes 439 amino acids. Gene Ontology annotation, biological process: transmembrane transport. The record is from RefSeq and is a predicted model, not a curated record. The transcript has 5 exons.